Molecule: messenger RNA, 1586 nt
Organism: Aspergillus versicolor CBS 583.65
Lineage: Eukaryota; Fungi; Ascomycota; Eurotiomycetes; Eurotiales; Aspergillaceae
Exons: 4
Coding region: 49-1422 (457 amino acids)
Molecular function (GO): oxidoreductase activity, acting on paired donors, with incorporation or reduction of molecular oxygen; monooxygenase activity; iron ion binding
Source: RefSeq, a predicted model, not a curated record
AUUAUCAGCAUACUAUCCACAGCUAUAAUCUUGAUCUAUGUUAUUUAUAUGAGAUUCUUACACCCCUUGAGCAAAUAUCCUGGACCAUUACUCGCCUCCCUCACCAACACCUUCAAGGCGUACUAUGUUUACAACGCAAUAUUGCAUGAGAAGCUGCUUGAGCUUCAUAUGCAAUACGGUCCCGUCGUACGCGUUGGCCCCAAUCAUCUUCAUCUUUGGGAUGCCGAAGCAAUCGCACCAAUCUAUAAGGGAGGGCGUAGUAUGGGCAAGACGGAGUUUUACGACGCCUUUACUGCGUUUAACCCGAAUCUGUUUGGGGGGACGAAUGAGGAUAUCCAUUCCCUCCGUCGCAGACAACUUUCCCAUGGAUUCUCCCAAGUCUCUAUCCAGAAGCUUGAACCUCUGAUUGAAGGGCAGAUGGAGAUCCUCAUUGACAAGCUCCACGCUCUCGCGAGGAGUGGAGAAGCAUUCGAUUUUAAGAACAUGCUCUCGUUGUAUGUGCUUGAUAUUCUAGGAGAGGUGGCAUUCAGCAAAGCCUUCGGUGUACAAGAAAGAGGAGAAGCAGAGGAGCUCCACGCUAUCAACGACCAUCUUCUGCUGGCAGGUGUCAUUGGCGAACUACCUUGUCAGAAUUUAUGGAAAACGCUGGCGAGAAUUUCGCCUGUGUCUUGGAUGAGACGCUUGCUCAAGAGCCGGAAUAAUCUUAAGAAUGUGUGUGCGAAGUGCGUCAAGUUCAAGAUUAACAAUCCUUCAGAGCGCCCGGAUCUGCUGAAGAGCCUUGUUGAAGCUGUUGAUCCGGCGACUGGUGUCGCCGGAUCCCACUCAACAUCAGGGACCCUGACCCUUCUUCUCUGGCACCUUGUACAGAACCCCGAAAUGCUGGCUGCUGUGCAAAAGGAAAUCCAAACAAACCUGGGCCCUCUCGGAGACCACCAAAUUUGCUAUCCAAUCCAAGGCCUAGAGGCGUCCUUGCAAUACACUAUGGCCUGCGUCCGAGAGAACUUCCGCCUCAACCCCGUCUUCACCAUGCCCUUGUGGCGUCGUGUGGGCUACCCGGGUGGUAUCAAUAUCGGAGACCACUAUAUCCCUCAGGGAACGAGCGCCUGUAUAUCGAACUACGUCCUCCACCACAAUCCUGCUAUCUGGGGCGCGGACUACGACUCAUAUAAUCCCAACCGCUGGCUUGACGAGACUUACAACAAAGAAAAGGGGAAAUACCUAAUCCCCUUCAGCGUUGGACACCGCAUGUGCAUAGGAAGGAAUCUAGCCAUGACGAACAUUCUCAAGACGCUCACUACGCUGCUGAGCCAGUUCGAUUUCCAACCCGUGCAGAAGCAGAGCAGGGUUGGGGUGCGUAGCUCCGGGAUUGGAGAGAUGAAGGGGGAAUUCUUGUGUCGGGUCUCAUUGAAGAGAGACCGUUGAGUGACUCGCCUGGAUAUAUUGUAAGCUAAACAGCCAAAGUGGGUAUUUUCGAAACUGUGGGUGUGAGAGUUUAUCCACUUGCUUCCUCUCCAGUUUCUAUACAAAUCAACUUAGAUACUGUAUCAAGAGUCAAAUCAUGGCUCCAACGAAUAAAAAACAAAAAC